Austrofundulus limnaeus is the source of this 4670-nucleotide messenger RNA. It is a transcript of the gene spata13, whose product is annotated as spermatogenesis associated 13. Gene Ontology annotation, biological process: intracellular signal transduction. The transcript is spliced from 13 exons. The record is from RefSeq and is a predicted model, not a curated record. Gene Ontology annotation, molecular function: guanyl-nucleotide exchange factor activity; protein binding. Bases 454 to 4245 code for a protein of 1263 amino acids. Lineage: Eukaryota; Metazoa; Chordata; Actinopteri; Cyprinodontiformes; Rivulidae.
CAACAAGUGCACGGAUGAUGCUCUCCACUAGCCCAAUCUUCCAAGAAGAAUGUCAUGUUGCUUGGGCUCCAUCGAAACACCCAGCGGUUCUUUGAGUAACCUCAAGUCGUAUCAUUUGUUUCACUGUUUAUUUUGCGCUUACCAACGAGUUUCGCCGGUCCUGGAAAGUGAAAUCAGACACCUCGCKGGGGUUUGCGCAACUCUCAGAAGAAGUUUUAUUAUCGGUGAGCUCGCGGAGCUAGCUUAAAUCGGCGAGCCGUUUGUUUCAGCCAGUAUGCAGCUGCGGAGUGARCGAUGAAAGGAGGAGGCACUCGUCGGGCUUCUUGUUUUUUGUGCCCGACAUGUGUUUGCGAGAGGGCAACAAGAAGCCCCCGGAAGACACGCACUCCUUUCGCUAUGGAUAAGUAGCGAAACAGCUGCCGAGUUGAGAAGUCCAGUCGGGAGGAGAACAUUAUGAGCAGGGCAGAACAAACAGACCUGGUCUUGUCCAAAAGUGAAGACCCUCUCCGGUGCAUCCACAGCUCCAGACCCGAGCCUCUGGUCCGAAGCAGACCCGUCAGUGAUAUAUAUCCACUGCAGAACCACGCUGAAAGGCACCCCGUCCCCUGUCUGCUGUCAGGAUGCAGUGCUCAGGUGCAGCCCAUGACCGCUGGUCCUCGCUCUGAUGAGAACAGGUUAAACGGCAUCAAUUCCUGGUCCAACUCUGUUUUAGGUCAAAGCGAAGGCAAACCUUACCCUUCAAGAAUUAUGAGGCUUUUUUCAAACUCCAAGAAGAGCCCUGUUCCUCCUCCCAGCCCCGCCGCAGACAGUCCAACCUCCGCCUGCAGCCACGAUGGCGGCGGCAGCCCUCAGCCUUGGGCAGGAUUUACAGGUCUGACUGUCAUGGACUCCUUUAAAAAACUACGAUCUUCGGUGCUGCAAGGGAUUCAGAGUAAAGCUGCAGCAAACAACAAUGGAGACCACGUUUCUUCACCGAACAUGGACAUGGCUAAUGGCUCAGCUGUGAAUAAUGAUCUUUUAAAGACAGAAGCUGAAGGAAAUAAUGUGAAGAACAGAAAUUUUACAGACCAAAUUUUUGCUACAGUUGGCCAGUAUAGCCUGGAUGUUGAUGACUACGAUGAUGAAGACAGUGAUGUGAAUGGACUCACUCGCAAUUCACGCUUCUCGAGAAGCAUCAGGAGAGCUUAUGGUGCUGGAAGAAUCAUGUUACAUGACAUGGAAAAUGGGAGACGAGCGGGAAGUAGCAAGAACACUACAGUUACUGCACAGGAACCAUGUCAUGCAUCUAGGGUCCAAACAGAUACUCUGUUUAAAAAGACAAAUGUGAAAAUUUUGAACAAAAGGAGCAUAAGUUCAGAGAACCUUCCUAUUUUCAAGCUACCUGUUAGUGGCAAAGCCCCGUGUAUCAGACCUCCAUCCCCAGAGGAAUACUCCCAAAGGACUAGUUUAUCAAACAGGACACCAAACAUCCAAAGGACCUCCAGCUUUUCUUCAGUGGACCUUCGGACCUGCACAGAAUGCGACAGGACGAGCCCCGUAAAGAACAAAGCUCAAAUGCUGAAACUAAUUGGCAGCAUGACUGACCUCACUGUCCGACGUAGACCAAGUCCUUCCCCCAGUCCCACCUCCCCAUCUCUCAUGUCCCCACUUAGCCGUCUCCACGAUGACUACUCUCGCCGUGUGCCUUGCCUACGAACCAACGAGCGACAGCGUCGGCCAUUACCCGUCACUGUCCAGGUCAGUUCUGUUGAACACGCACCACUCUGUCAUCGUCAACCUGAAGACGAUGGAAACCUCCAGUCAGAUCCAGUUGUGGUCGACACACUUCCUUUAAAGCCAAGCGAGCAGAUUUCCGCUGGUAUUUCUGCACAGGAUGAAAUGCCGACUUCAACAAAAAGUUCUAAAAUGUUAAAUGAAGGAUCUUACCCCUCCCCAAUCCAAAGAAAGACUUCUCAACACCAAGAUCAACCUGACGACAACUCACUAUCAAAUGAGGUGAGAUCAGAGCUACAAAAACUAGAACCACUCCUCCAAACAGAGGAAACACCUGCAGCUACCAGCAGCCCACCUUCCAUCUCCCCAACAUGCUCCUCAGAGUCRCCCGUCUCGCCCACAUCUUCUACAGAAGCGGAUUCCACAGAGGCCUCUUCGGUCAAGCCCAGACGAAGAAGCGGGCGCCCGAGACCUCGGCCCAUUUCUGACUACGCACAGCUUGUUUCCAGGAAGCAUUUCAUUCCCGAGGAAGUGACUGAGCAGUUUGAUGAGGACAGGACAUCUGACACGCUGCUGCAGAAAGUCUGCAGUGAUAACAGGAACGGAGUCGCUCCUGAGAACUGUAACCUGAACGGAGACGUGCAAAAACAUCGACGCAUCUCAGUGAUAGGAGCCGUGGGUCUGUUCCCUGCAGAUGCAGAGUUAGAGGAAGACCGCCCACCUUCUCCUUUGUCGCGACCUCCCAUCCCCUCCCACCAGGUGCCCCCCUACAAAGGAGUGUCUGCCAGGUUUCGCCCCUCUGUCCUCUCCCAGAGCACCCCCAUUGGACUGGACCGCGUGGGACGACGGAAACUCCACAGAGUGCUCAGCGACGGYGUGUCGGAGCGCGUGGCCACGCUCGACGACAGCGUGAGCGAGGAGGAGGAGAGCAGCUUCGAUGAUCUCUCCGAAGGCACGCCCUACCUCCAGCCGGGGGUGGACCUCUCCGUGCUCAACAAGUGGAUAAACUGUGGGCAGGCKGUGUACGCCGAGCCCCUCUGGGAUCACUUGUCCAUGGAGGAGCAGGAGCUGUCCUUCAAAGCUGGGGAUGUUAUCCGUGUCCUGGAYGCCUCCCAUAAGGAGUGGUGGUGGGGCAGGGGGGCUGACAGAGAAGGCUGGUUCCCCUCCAGCUUUGUGAGGGUGCGUGUGAACCAGGAGGACUCGGGCGCCGAGAGUGUGGAGAGUGUGGCGGACAAGAAGGACCCAGCUCCCCAGGACACUCACGCCACUCAGCACAGGGAGCAGAUGAGAACCAACGUGGUUCAGGAAAUCAUGAAUACUGAACGCAUUUACAUCAAACACCUAAAAGACAUCUGCGAGGGUUACAUCCGUCAGUGUCGGAAAUACCCCAACAUGUUCACUGACCUGCAGCUGAAGACCAUCUUUAGCAACAUAGAAGACAUCUACAAAUUCCAGAGGCAGUUCCUCAAAGAGCUGGAGAAGAAGUACAACAAGGAACAGCCGCAUCUCAGUGAAAUAGGCUCCUGCUUCCUCCUGCAGGGCGAGGGCUUUUCCGUCUACUCUGAAUACUGCAACACUCACCCUGCAGCCUGUGCCGAGCUGCAGUGCCUCAUGAAGAUGGGRAAAUACAAGCAUUUCUUCGAGGCCUGCCGCCUCCUCCAGCAGAUGAUUGACAUUUCCCUCGCCGGGUUCUUGCUCACGCCUGUUCAGAAGAUCUGCAAAUACCCCUUACAGCUGGGGGAACUGCUGAAGUACACCCCCAAAGAUCACAGUGACUACCCUUGUGUCAGUAAGGCAUAUGAAGCGAUGAAGAAUGUGGCCAGUUUAAUUAAUGAAAGAAAGAGACGCCUGGAGAGCAUCGACACCAUCGCUCACUGGCAGGUGGCCAUUUUACACUGGGAGGGUCCAGAYGUGCUGGAGCGCAGCUCGGAGCUGAUCCACUCCGGUGAGCUGACUCGAGUGGUCCGACAAGGUAAAAUGCAGCAGCGCAGCUUCUUCCUGUUUGACCACCAGCUGGUCUACUGCAAGAAAGACGUCCUGCGCAGAGACCUGCUCCACUACCGAGGCCGGCUGGAUAUGGACCAGAUAGAGGUGGUGGAYGUCCCCGACGGGUGGGACGCGUACCUGGGUCUGACCCUGAGGAACGCUCUGCGGCUGCGUCACGUCGACACUCUGGAGUUUGUGUGUGUGCUGUGCUGCAGGAAGGUCCAGGACAAGCAGAGGUGGUUACAGGCCUUCACCAAGGAGAGAGACCGGGUCAAAGAGGACCAAGAGAUGGGAAUGGAUAUCACAGAGGAGCAAAGGAAACAGGCUAUUUUCAAGGCCAGAAGACCUAAACAUGGAAAAAAAGCCUUGGGUUACACUGGUUCUGGCCCGCCACACCACCAGAACCUUCCGCCUCUCCAGCAGCGCCACAUCAACAUUCCCACCAGCGUGCCUCAGCAGCAGGUCUUCUUCCUGGCCGAACCUCCCAAACGAAAGCCUUACCACCUGCUCUACAGCAUCACCCGCAACGCCUUUUUCAGAAAGUGAUGCUCCGUCUUUCUUCCUUUUUUCUUUCUCUGCUCGUUCAGAGCAUAUUUAAAACGUCCUGAAGUCUCAAAGAACAUUAUAUUUUUUUUGUUUUGUGUACGCGCUGUUAAGGUUUUUGUUUUGUGCCUCUGUUUUUCUUUUUGUUGCGAGUUUCACCUUUAAGUGCCUGUGAUUCAAAGGGGCGUUAGAAAAGUGUUAAACUGUUUCUGUUUUGUUCUUAUUUGUUAAAAAUGCUGCUUAUUAAAAAAAACAAAACUUAUUUUAAAUAUUACAGCUUUUUUUAAUGAUGCGAAGGAUGUAUAUUCUGUUUCAUGAAGGCUGGGCCCUUUUUUGCUGUCAACUCUGAGCCCAAAAAGCUCAGACGAACUUAACUCUGCACAUUCUCGUAACCAUUUAACUGUAAAUAAAACUGUUGUACAAGCAUG